Chlamydomonas reinhardtii is the source of this 12337-nucleotide messenger RNA. RefSeq lists its product as uncharacterized. Lineage: Eukaryota; Viridiplantae; Chlorophyta; Chlorophyceae; Chlamydomonadales; Chlamydomonadaceae. The coding region runs from base 107 to 11716 and encodes 3869 amino acids. The record is from RefSeq and is a predicted model, not a curated record. The transcript has 23 exons.
AUGAAGCUGCUGUAAGACCUGAAUUGCGUGCUAGAGCUACUUCGUUACCCAAUUGCUCCGACUAACUUAAGCAUGGAGUGAAGGGUUGUCCUCGGCGGCUGAAAGGAUGGACCGGAAGAAGCAGGAGGAGCUCCAACGCGUUGGGCGUCAGCGGCUCGAGGAGUUCAAGAAGGCUCGUGGUCAUCAGCGCUCAGCUGAUGCAGGCUCCGCAAUAAACUCUGCGGCACCGAGCCCUGCCGCCUCGCAAGCGGUGAACGAGGCUCUGGUAACAGCAGCGGCGUCCAUGGUGGUCGGCGGAGGCCCCUCCGGCGCCACCCCGCGCAAGUCGGGUCGCUCCACCAACCCAUCCACCAGCGGAUCCAGCACGCCGGUUUCCUCCGGCAUCCCGCCGCCGCCCGGCUCCACCGGCGCGGGGGCCAUCUCCUCCUCCUCCUCAUCGGCCAUGGACCUGCUGAACAAGGAGCUAGCGCAGUACCGACUGCGGGUGUCGCAGGCGGAGGCCAAAGCCAAGGAGGCGGAGGGGCGCGCCUCCGCGGCCGAGGCCCAGCUGAGUGCUGUGCGGGCCAUGUCGCCGGGCGCGGCGGCCAAGGCGGCAGUGGUGACGGGCGGCGCGGCGGCGGAUGCGGCGCUGGCGGGGCUGGAGGAGGCGCUCAAGGUUGCGGGCCAGGAGCGAGAGCGCAUGGAGGCGGCUCAGCAGGACCUCGCGCGGCAACUGGAGGCGGCGCAGCGGCAGACGGAGAGCGCCGUCAACCAGCUGCGGGACGCGGAGAUGAGGUGCCAGCGCCUGCAGGACAAGGUGGGGUCCAUAGAGGUCGGCGCCUCAGAGGCGCAGCACCAGCUGAUGGCCGGCCAGGCGCAGCACCGCAAGGAGAUGGAGCUGGCGGCCAGGCGGCUGGUGGAGGCGCAGCACCGAAUCGCUGAGCUAGAAGAGGAGGCGGACCAGGAGCGCGCGCGGGCAGAGCGCGUGGAGGCGGAGGUGGCGCAGGCCACGCAGCUGGCGGCGGCGCUGCAGGCCCGCGUGGAGGAGCUGGACCGCAACACGCAGCGGGAGCUGGGCGAGGCGUGGGGGAAGGCGGCCGCGCUUGAGGAGGAGCUGGCGGAAUUCAAGGCCGCUGCCGAAGAGGCUGAGCAUAAGCUGUCGGCUGUGCGCGAGUAUGCCACCUCCAAUGUGGACGACCUCAACGCCGCCAACGACCGCCUAGCCGAGCUGGAGCAGCAGCUGGCGGCAGCCAAGCAGGCGGCAGACGCGGCAGUGGCAGAGGCGGCGGCGGGUGCGGCGGCGCUGGCGCGCGUUGCGGAUCUGGAGCAGCAGCUGGCGGCGAAAACGGAGGGCGCGGACGCCGCGGGCGCAGCGGACGCGGCGGCGCUGGAGGAGGAGCGGCGGCGCUCAGCGGAGCUGCAGAAGCAACUAGAGGAGGUCCGCGCCCAGGUGGCGGAGGCGCUCGCGGCUCGCGACGCCGAGCGCCUGGCGGCAGCCCAGGCGCACGCGGCGGGCGCGGCGGACAAGGAGCAGGUGGCUGCGCUGAAGGAGCAGCUGGCAGCGGCGCUGGAGGGAGCCAAGGCCGCCAAGGGCCAGCUCAAGGAGCUGACGGCCCAGAGCGACGUGGCCAAGCUGCGCGCUCGCGCCCAGACGCUGGAGAUGCAGCUGGCGGUGGCGUCGCAACGCGUCAAUGUGGUGGAGGGCGAGCUGGAGCAGGCGCAGACAGAGGUGGCGGCGGCCAGGCAGUUCCGGCGCCGCAUGCAGGGAUGGAUCGAGGAGCAGGGCGCGGGCGGCGCGGGUGGCGGCGGCGGGCAGAGCAGCAAGGAGCUGGCGGCCAAGCUGGUGCGGGCCACGGAGGAGGCCGCCAAGCUGUCGCAGAAGCUGGAGGAGGCGGAGCGCCGACUGGCGGAGGGCGUGCCUGACAAGCCGCCCAAGGCGCACGAGUCGCGCUUGCGCCGUUUCGCGCCCGCCGACCAGGCCGGUGGCGAGGCCGGCAGCGGCGGCACUCCCCUCCGCUCCUUCCCCAGCGGCGGCGACGCGGCCACCUCUGGCGGCGGCGCCGCGCGGCAGGGCAGCAUAACCUCGGCCGAGGGCGACGCCGCCGCAGACGCUGCCACGCUGUCUGGCGAGCUGGAGAAUGCGCGCAGCCAGCUGAAGGGCGUAAUGGAGCACGCCACGCGCCUCGACGUGGACCUUGCGGCGGCGCGCGACCGCAUCGCAGCGCUGGAGGCGCAGCUUGCCAAGGCGGGCAAGCCGGCAGACCCGCGCACGUCCUCUUCGUCCGGCAUGGCACCUGAGCCGUCGGCGCGCAGCAGCUCCGCCGGCGGCGCGCCGCCCGCGGGCGAGCAGCCGGCGGCUGCGCCCGGCCUGGGCGCGGAGGCGGAGGCUGCGCUGCGGAAGGAGCUGGCGGAGGCGGCCGAGGCGGCGGAGCGGCACGCGCGCGAGGCGGAGGAGGCGCGCGAGAAGCUGCGGAGCGCGGUGAAGAAGGGCAAGGUGCUGGCGGACGGCAAAGCCAGCCUGGAGGCGCAGGUGGCGGAGCUUGUGGCGGCCAAGGCCGAGCUGGAGGCGAAGCUGGGCGAAGUCGAGGCGGCGCGGGCGGAGGUGGAGGCGGCGGCGGCCAGGCAGGCGGAGGAGUUGCAGGUGGCAAGGGCUGAGGGCACGGCGUUGCACGAGCGCGCGGCGGAGGAGGCGGUGGGGCUGCGGGCGCGCGUGGCGGAGCUUGAGGCCGCGAAGGCGGCGGCAGAGCUCCAGCUGGCGGAGGUGUCUGAUGUGCGCGCGGCGCUGGCUGCCGAGGUGCAGCAGGUGGAGGCUGCCCGGGCCGCCGCCGCGGAGCGCGCGGCGGCAGCGGAGGCUGAGUUGGCGGCGGCUGCGUCUCGCGCUGAGGCUGCGGAGGCGGAGGCACGUCGCGUGGCGGCGGAGCUGGCGGCGGCACGCAGUGACGGUGGCGCCGCUGAGCAGCGCGUUGCCGCCAUGGAGGCGCAGUUGGUGGCGGCCGCGGCUGCGGCGGCGGCGCUGGACGCGGCCCACAACGACGCCAAUCGCCGAAGCCUGGAGCUGCAGUCUCAGCUAGAGGCGGCGCUGGCGGCGUCAGCAGAGCGUGCUGACGGCCUGGCAGCGCAGCUGGCUGCAGCGGAUGCUCGCACUGCUGAGCUGGCAGCCGCUGCAGAGGCGGCGCGGUCAGAGGCGGCGGCAGCUGCCGCUGCGGCCUCGGAGGCGAAUGCUGCCAAGGACGGGCUCAAGGAGCGUGUGUCACAGCUUGAGGCGCAGUUGGCGGAAGCAAGGCAGGAGGCAGAUGCCAUGGCAGCCUCUGCUUCCGCCAGUGCCGCGUCCGCCACGGCAGCGGAGACCCGCGUGGCUGAGCUGCAGGCGAGCCUGCAGGAGGCCCACGCCGCGUCAUCGCGAGCUCAGGCAGAGGCACAGGCCGCGUCCGAGCGUGCUGCAGCGGCAGAGCAGGCGCUGGCAGAUGCGAAGGCGGCUGCGGAGGCCGCCGCCGCAGAGGCCGCGGCGCGCCUGGAGGCGGCGGAGCAGGAGGCUGGCGCACUGCGGGAAAAGCUGGAGGCGGCGCAUGCGGCCGCGGAGCAGCACGGCAGCCGGGCGGCUUCCACUGAGGAGCUGGUGGGCGGCUUGCAUCAGCAGCUGCGGAGCGCCCAGGCAGAGGCGGAGGCGGAGGCCGCCAAGGCGACCGCAGCGGAGGCUAGCGUACAAGAGCUGCAGUCAAAGCUGGCGGAGGCGGAGGCGACGGCGGAGGCACAGGUGCAAGAGCUGAUGUCAAAGCUAGCUGGGGCGGAGGCGGCGGCGGAGGACAGCAGCGCCAAAGCAGCGGCGUCAGCAGCGCAGUGCGAGGAGCUCUCGGCCGCGUUGGCCACGACACAGGCGGCCGCGGACGAGCAAGGCGCCAAGGCUGUGGCUGCAGCGGCUCGCGCCGCAGAGCUGCAGGAUCAGCUGGCCGCGGCGAAGGAGGAGGCGCAGGCCGCUGGUGCCAAGGCCGCGGCGGCAGAGGCGCAGCUGGCGGACCUGCAGGCCAGCCUGGCAGCGGCUGAGGACCAGGCUGCGACAGUGGCAGCGGCGCUUCGCGAGCAGCUUGACGCCGCCCUUGCGUCGACCGAGCAACAGCGUGCGGCCGCUGCUGCAACGGAGGCGCGCGCCGCGGAGCUUGAGGCGAAGCUGUCUGAAGCAGAGGCGGCGGGCGCGGAAGCACACGAGCAGCUGGAGUCCGCCCAGGCGUCGCAGGCGGCUGCGGAGGAGCGCGCGCUGGACCUGCGGGGGCGGCUGGACGCGGCGGAGGAGCAGGUGGCGGAGCUGCAGGCCUCCAUGGUGGGCCGCAUGUCGGGCGCAGAGGACCGCGUGCUGGAGCUGGAGGCGCAGCUGGACUCGCUGAGGGCGGCGGAGCAGAACGCGGCGGCGGCCGCCGCCGCCGAGGGCGAGCGCGCGGGCGAGCUACAGCACGCGCUGGACGCGGCGCAUGCCACGCUGGCGUCGGCGCACGAGGCGCACGACAGGGAGCUGGCGGCGGCGGCGGCUGCCGCCGCAGCUGCGGCGGCGCGCGCUGCGGCGGCGGAGGCGCAGCUGGAGGUGGCUUCCGGCGAGCUGGCGGAGGCGGCGGCGCGCGUAGUCGCGUUGGAGGCCGCGUCGGAGGAGGCAGCGGGCAAGGCCGACUACGCAGUGGCAGCGGCCCGCGCCGCGGCGGCUGACGCGGAGGCGGCCGUUUCUGCACUGCAGUCGGAGCUGGCGGCACAGGGUGCGACCCUGGCGGCGGUGCGGGCUUUGCUGGAGGAAACCGUGGAUGAGCACUCCCACACACUGGAGCGCCAGCGUCAGCAGGCGGUGGCGUGGGCGGCGGAAGCCGAGCAGCUGGCGGCUUCUCGCUCCACUGUGCAGUCCGCUCUAGAGGCCCUGCAGGCCGGGCUUACGGCAGCGGAGGGCCGCGCCGCUGUGGCAGAAGCGCGCGCCGGCGAGGUGGCCGAGGCCGCUGAGUCGUCCCGUGCAGCAGAGCUGGCGGAGGCCCAGGCGGCGGCGGCUGCAGCCCGAACCGAGGCGUCAGCAGCGCAGCGGGCGGCAGAGGAGGCGGCAGAGGCUCUCAACUCGCUGCGUCAAGCCCAGGCCGAGCUUGAGGAGAAGCUGGCCGCAGCCGAGCGCACAGCCGCGGAGCGGGAUGCGUCUGCGGCCGCUGCUGCCUCAGACCUGGAGGCCCGGGUGCAGCAGGCCGAGGCGGCUGUAGCUGCGGCGCGCCAGCAGGCGGAUGAGCAGCUUGAGGCGCUUCGCGAGGAGCUGGCGGCAGCAGCGGCCGCGGCGGAGGAGCAGCGGCUCGCCGCGGCCAUCACAGCGGAGACCGCCGCCGCCGACCUAGCGGCGGCGCGUGCUGACGCCGAGGGCACAGCGGCAGCUCUUACCGAGACCCGCACCGCCGCGGAGGCCUCAGCCGCCCGUGCUGCCGAGCUGGAGGCCGCCCUUGGCCGCGCACAGGAGGAGCUGGCGGCGGCACACGCGGCCCAAGGUGACGCCGCCGCCGUUGAGUCCGCCAAGCUGGCAGAGCUGACGGAGAAGCACGCGGCGCUGGAGGCGGCCCACGAGACCUUGGAAAAGCAGCUGAAGCAAAUCAAGCACAAGGGCGCGGCGCUGAAGAACGAGCACACCAAGCUCACGGAGGUGCACGCCGAGACCGUCGACAGGCUGGCGGCGGCCGAAGCCGCCCGAGGUGAGGCGGAGGCGAAGCUUGCGGAGGCGACGGCCGCUGGUGAGGCCGCGGAGGCUGCUCGGGACGAGGCAGAGGCGAAGCUUGCGGAGGCGAUGGCCGAUCGUGAGGCCGCGGAGGCUGCUCGGGACGCGGCGGAGGCGAAGCUUGCGGAGGCGAGCUCAGCGAUGAAGGCUGCCGAGGCCGCCCGCGAGGAGGCUGCAGCCAAGGUGGCGGCGGCCGAGGCGCAAGCCGCGGAGCUUGCCACCGCCCGCACGGCGGCUGCAGCGGAGCGCGACGAGAUUGCCGCAAGGCUGGCGGACGCGGAGGCGCAGCUGGCUUCCUCUAGCUCCGCCCGCUCGGAGGCGGAGGCGGAGGUGCGUGCAGCGCUGGCUGCCGCGGAGCGCCAGCUGGCGGCGUCUGCCCUCGAGAAGGCGGCGCUGGAAUCCCAGCUGGCGGCGUCUGCCGUCGAGAAGGCGGCGCUGGAAUCCCAGCUGGCGGCGUCUGCCGUCGAGAAGGCGGCGCUGGAAUCCCAGCUGGCGGAGCUAGGUGCCCAGGUGGAGGCCCGGCGUGAGGCGCUGGACGCCGCACUACACGCCGUGGCCGAGGCGGAGGCGGGCGCCAAGCGCUCGGCUGCGCUGCUGGAGCUGGAGCUGACGCAGCACGCCUCCGCCGGCGCCGCCGCGGGUACGCAGCUGGCGGCGGCGCAGGCCCGCAUGGAGGAGCUGGCGGCCGCGAACGCGGAGCUGCAGUCCAGGGUCACGGCUACGGAGGCGACGCUGGCGGAAGCGGAGGCCGCGCUGGCGGAGGCCAAGGCGGCGGCCGCCGAGGCCUCGGCGGCGGCCGAGCUGCGUGCGCAGCUGGCGGCGGCGCAGGCGGCGGAGGCCACGCUCCAGGCGGAGCUGGCGGCGGCGGCGGCGGCGCAGGCGCGGCUGCAGUCCCAGCUGGAGGCCACACAGGCGGCGGAAGCCGCGCUGCUGGCGCAAGCGCAGGCGGCGCAGGCCGCGGAGUCGGACCUGCGGGCGCAGCUAGAUGCCGAGCAGGCGGCCGCAGCCGGCUUGCAGGCGCAGCUGGCGGCGGUGCAGGGUGCCGAGGCGGCGCUGGCGGCGCAGGCCGCCGCUGCGGAGGCUACCGUGGCGGAGCUGCGCAAAGAGCUGGCGGCGGUCGAGGCUGCACAGCAGGAGCUGCAGGCGCAGCUGUCCGCAGACCAGGCGGCUGCAGCCGCCGCGGCUGCGGAGGCGGACGCACUGCGUGCGGAGCUAGCUGCUACCAAGGAGGCGGCUGCCAGGGAGGCGGAGGAGCUGCGUGGCGAGGUGGUUGCGGCGAAGGCGGCGGCGGAGGUGGACGCGGCGGGCAUGCGCGACAGCGCUGGUGCGGCGGUGGAGGACCUGAUGCGCCGGGUGGCGGAGCUGACGGCGCAGGUGGAGGCGUUGCAGGGCGAGCUCGCCAGCGCGCAGGAGGAGCUGGCGAGCCGCGAGGCGGAGCUGCUGGAGGUGGGGCAGCAGGCGGAGGCGGCGCAGGCGGAGGCGGCGGAGGGCCACAGCCGCGUGACCCAGCUGCAGGGCCAGCUGCGGGCCAUGGAGGCCACGCUGCUGGAGGACAGCGGCGCGGCCAAGGACUCGGAGGAGCAGCUGGAGCAGGCCCAGGCCGAGCUGGAGCAGGCAAAGCGGGAGCUGGCGGAGACCAGGGCCGCCGCAGCUGCGGCCGCGGAGGCCAAGGCGGCGGCAGAGGCGGCGGCCGCAGAGGUGGAGGACCUUCGCCAGAAGCUGCGCGCGGCGGUGCGCAAGGGCAAGACCAUUGACCAGGCGCGCGCGGCGCUGGAACAGCAGGUCGCAGAGCUGCAGGCGGCCGCCGCCGCUGCUGGCACCGCUGCCGCGGUGGAGGUGGAGACGACCUCCCGCAGUGCACCCGUCAUCGACAUUGAGGCAGCGGCAGCGGCAGCCGCCGCUGCAGAGCGGGCGGAGGCCGCAGAGGCGCGCGCAAUGGAGCUGGAGGCACAGCUGGCGGCGGCGCGUGAGGAGCUGGCGGCGGCGCGCGCCAGCGCGGAGGAGGGGCGUGAGCUGGGCGAGGCGGCGGUGGCGGAAGCAGCGGCGCGCGUGGUGGCGCUGGAGGCGGCGGCAGGAGAGCGCGAGGCGGCGGCGGCGGCGCUGGAGGCCCGCGUGGCGGAGCUGCAGGACCGACUGGCGGACGCGGAGGACGAUGCGGAGCACGCGGCUGGGCGCGCCGCAGCGCUGACGUCAGCGGUGGCGGAGGCAGAAGCCGCCGCCGACGCCGCGCGGCGCACCGCUGCGGAGGCGCAGGCUGCUCUGAAGGCCAAGGCGGCCGAGGCGGCGGCAGCGGCAGUGGAGGCCGCUGAGCUGCGCUCCCGUGUGGAGGAGCUGGAGGCAGUGGAGGCGGAGGCGGCGGACCUACGCUCCAAGCUGCAGGCGGCGGAGGCCGCGGCUGCGGAGGCGGCGGCGGCAGCCGCGCUGGCGGCGGACGUUAUGGAACGGGAAGAGGAGUCCGCCGCGGCGGCGGCCGCAGCCGCUGAGCUGGAGGUCGUCAAGCAGCAGCUGUCGGAGGUGCAGGCGGCGCUGGAGGCAGCCAAGGAGGAGGCGGCCAGGAGCGCAGCGGAGGCAGCGGAGGCGGGCCAACGCGCCGAGGACCUGAAGAACAAGCUCAAGUCGGCGAUCAAGAAGGGCAAGCGCCUGGAGGAGCAGCUGGCGGAGGCCACCGCCGCCGUCGCCGCCGCGGCGGCCACAGCCGAGGCCAAGGCCGAGGUGCAGGCUGUGGCGUCGCGCAGCGCGCCUGCGGAGGCGGAGGAGGCGUCCGCGGCGGCGGCGUCCGCAGCGGCAGAGCUGGCAGAGGCGCAGGCGGCGCUGGUCCAGGCCAAGGCGUCCGCGGCGGCCGCGGCCGAGGAGGUGCAGGGCCUGCGGUCGCGUGUGACGGAGCUGGAGGAGCAGGUGGCGGCAGCCACCAAGAAGUUGUCGCUGACCGCCAGCAUGAGCACCCUGGUGGAUGAGCUCAGCGCCCGCAGCGACCAGCUGUCCGCCGACCUGGCCGCCGCCCGGGCCGCCGCGUCGGAGGAGGCGGAGGCAGCCGCGGAGUUGCGCGGUCGGUUGGAGGGGCUGGAGACAGAGGUGGCGGCGGCGGAGGCGCGCGUGGUGGUCGCGGAGGCGGCUGCGGCGGACAAGGCGGCGGCGCUGGAGAGCCAGCUGGAGGACGCCAUGGCGGCACUGAGGGCGCUGGAGGUCCAGAAAGCCAGCCUUGAGGAGGUGGCCAAGGAGGCGCAGCGCCGCGCUGAGGCGGCCGCCGCUGAGUCGGCGGCAGCGGAGGGCGCGGAGUCGGCGGCGGCUGAGGCUGAGUCGCUGCGGGCACGGCUGGGCGAGCUGGAGACGCAGGUGCUGAUGCGCGACUCCGAGGUCACCCGCCUCACGUCGCAGGUGUCCCGUCUGGAGGGUGCGCUGGAGGAGCAGCGCUCGGCGCUGGCCCGCGCGCAGGAGGCGGCGGCGCAGGCGGAGUCGGAGGCGGCUGAGUCGGCGGCGCUGGGCGGCGCGCAGCUAGACGCGGCUCGUGCGGAGCUGGAGGCGGUGCGGCAGCACGCAGACGAGCAGCGCCGGCUGCGAGAGUCGCUCGCAGAGCGCCUGGCCUCCGCCGAGGAGACGGAGCACGACCUGCAGGAGGAGCUGGCGGCAGCGGAGCAGCGCGCUGGCACCGCCAAGGCCGACCUGGCGGUGGCGCGGCAGCGUGUGGCGGAGCUGGAGGCCAAGCUAGAGCUGGCGGCGGAGCAGCUGGGCGGACUGGCGGAGGCGGCCGCCGUCGCCGAGGCCACCGCCGCCGCGCGCGCCGCGGCGCAGGAGCACGCGGCGGAGCUAGAGCGGAAGCUGGCGGAGGCGGAGGCGCAGGCGGACGAGCUGCAGGGCGAGCUGAUUGGCUGCCGCAUGCGGGCGGAGGCGGCGGAGGCCAGCGCCGCCAAGGCCGGCGCGGCGCUGGCAGCGGCGGAGGCCGCACAGGCGAGCGCGCUGGCGGCGGCGCAGGCCGCAGGUAGCGGUGCCUCAGAGCGGCUCGCGGCGCUGACGGCGGAGGUUGAGUCCCUACAAGGCCAGCUGGCGGCGGCGCGCGCUGCCGCCGACGGCGCGUCGGCCGCUUCUGCGGAGGUGGCGGCGCUGCGCACCCGCGCGGCAGAGCUGGAGGAGGCCGCGGCGGCGGACGCUGCCAAGCUGGCGAGGGCUCGCGACACACUCAGCCGGCUGCAGGCGGACAAGUCGGCGGCCGUGGCCAAGCUGGAGGAGCUGAGCGCGCAGGUGGCGGCGCUGACGGCGGCCAACGGGCAGCUGGAGGCGGCGCUGGCGGCGCUGCACCGCCAGCAGGAGCUGGUCCGGUCGGGUCUGGCGGACCCCGAGCCGGAGGUGGCGGCGCGCGGGCUGGCGCUAGGCGCGGCGUCGGUGGCCGGCGCGGCGGUCGCUGCCCUGGCGGGCGGCGGCGCGACGGCGGCGAUGGAUGCAGAGCGCCUGGCGGCGGCGGAGCGCGCGCUGGCGGCGGCACGGGAGGAGGUGGCGGCGCUGGCGGGCCGGCUGCAGGCCGCGGAGGCAGAGCUUGCGGAGGCGCGCGGUGCUCUGGCAGCCCUGCGGGGCGAAAAGGCGGAGGCGGUCGCGGAGGCGGAGGCGGCUCUGGAGGGCGUCCGGCGCGAGCUAUUGGCGGCGCAGGAGGAGGCACGCAAGUCCGCCGCUGCGGCGACCGCGGCCGAGCGUCGCUGCGCGCAGCUGGCCGGCGAGGCGGCGGAGGCCACCGCUGCCGCCGCCACUGGGCCGAGCCGCAGCCGGCGUGGCAGUGAGGCGGGCGCCAACGGCGGCGCCGCGCUGCCGCGGCCGCCGCUGGCCCGCCGCACGUCCCGCGACGUUGGGCCUGAGCUGAACGCCGCUCUGGGGCCCAGCCUGUCUCGCGAGGGGUCAUCCAGCGAGCGCUCGCCGUCGGCUGCGGCUGCUGCGGUGGCCGUGGCUGCGGCAGCCGCAGGCGCUGCUGCUGCUGGCGGCAGCGCGGACGCGGUCCGCCGCGCCGCCCGCGACGACGCGCGCGCCGUGAGCUCCAUCCUGGCGGGCGCACACGAGCGGGUGCUGGCGCUGGCGGCGCGGCUGAGCCGCUCGCACAGCCUCAUGGCGGAGAUCGAGCUGGCCACCACCGCCAGCUCCGGCUCGCCGCAGCUGCCCGAGUUCGCGGACGUGCUGGCGGCGGCUCUGGGUCUGGACAGCGUCAUGGUGGUGCUGGAGGCGGGCGUCAACCAGCAGCAGCAGGAGCUGCACGCCAAGGCGGAGCAGCUGACGCAGCUGUCCCACCUGGCGGCGCGCGCCGCGCAGCUGGAGGCGCAGAACGCCUCGCUGCAGCAGGAGCUGCGCCGCUGCGAGGUGGCGGCGCAGGUGGCGGUCAGCGCCGUCACCGCGGCCGGGGCGGCGGGCGCCGCGGCGGCGGCGGCGGCGGCGGGCGGGCUGUCCGCCAGUAGCGGCAGCGGCGCGGACGAGGCGGUUACGGUACUGCCGCGCAUCGGCGGCCCCGCAGCCGGCGGCAGCCGACCGGCGGCGGCCACGCGGCACCGGUCCUCGCAGUUCGACAUCGAGGCGGGCUGGGGCCCCGACGCCGCGCCCGACGGCGCCUCCGCCGGCGGCGCCGCCGCCGGCCCCUCCGGCAUCCCCACCUCCACCGCCGCCUCAGACCCCUACUACGCGCCCCACGACUCGGACGCCGACGACGGCGCCGCCAGCUACGCCGCCGGCAGCGCGCGCCGCCUGGCGCUGGACUUCCGGCCGCUGCUGUCCGUGCCGCUCAUGCGCAGCGCGCACCCGCACGUGCGGCAUGCGGCCACGUGGGUGGACCGUGCGUCCGUGUUCGCGGGCCGCUGGCUGACCAGCCGGCCCACACUGCGCCUGGGCGCGCUGACGUACGUGGUGGUGCUGCACCUCAUCGCGCUCACGUUCAUUAUGCUGCGCAGCCGCCACUGCCCGCUGGUGGUGGGCCCGGCGGGCGCCGGCGGCGUGGCGGCGGCGGUGGCGAGCCAGGUGGCGGGCGCGGCGGCGGGCGGCGGCGGGCCGUGAAGGGGUGGCGGGGCUACAGAGCUAGGGUUGUGGUGAUACGCGGGGAGCAGGGCGGGCGCAGGUGUCUGGGGCAGGGGCAGGGGCGCAGCACUAAGUCGUGGAUGGAGGAUGCUUGGGGAGCGAUCGCUUCUUGCCAAUGUUGCAAGGGCGCGCUUAAUUGUGUAUAGGUCCAGGCUAGCUUUGAGACUUGCUUGAAGAACGGUAGAGUUGGAUGCAAGAUUGCAAGUCAUGCAUGCAGUGCUGGUAGCCGCAGGAUAUUAUAGGUGAAAGUACUGCUGUCCAGCUCAGCGGGCGCACUGCCACGUCCACGGGUCCUGUGCUCACUCAAUGCGACGCUAAGCUGGCGCUGGCCUUGUGCGCUUUGUGUGUAUCACCUAGUGGUGACGGCGGCAUGCCGUGUACAAGGAGCAAUAGCAACAUAAUAGGAGGCGGGGAAAGGCGCGACCACCUCGCCCGGGCUUUGAGGCCACUCUUCAUUCCGUAAGCUUGAUGGGGUGGGGGAGCUGGCCAACGACAGCAAUUCGGUGGUGUGCUCAGCCCUGCUGUGUGGUACGUGCAUUAGAAGCGGGGCUGGCCAAGUCUGGGUCAGACACUCAGACGUACCUGUAAUGGGUUCUCCCA